CGGAGCAGAGCGCAGAGCAGCACACUCCGUUCAUCCUCCAGCAGCGCUGCUGCUCUCAGCCUGCAUCUUUCUGGAACAUUCAGCAGUUUUAUCCACUGAAAUGAUAAUGAUAAAUAUGAAAUAAUAAUAGUCAGUCGUUGGGUACGGGUGCUUUUCAUUUCCCCGUGUUGUGAUUUUCUCUCCUGUUUGUUUCCCUCGCCGAUCAGUCUGUGGAAUGGUCUGCGUUUGCUCUCCUGGGUCGUUUCCACUUCAGCAUGGGAACUGCGGUGUCCAAAAGGAAGAAUCUGAGGAGUGAUGCGAUAUCUUCCGUGGCCGCAAAAGUUCGAGCAGCCCGAGCAUUCGGAGAAUACCUUUCCAAUACCAAUCCGGAGAACCGCAACGGAGCAGAUCAUCUCUUGUCUGACACCUUCCCCGGACAGGACUGCGACUCUCCAGACGUCAGCCGCUUGCAUAACAACAAUCUGCCACCACGGAGCCGCUGUUUGCCCAUUGCUAAACCCAACCAGUCCAGCCAAUCCAACCCCAGUGCUCAUCUACAGUCUCAGCCUCAGGCCAACACCCUCCAGGCUCAGGCACCUUUGGGCCCCUCCAAACGUCGACUCUCUGUUGAGCGCAGCCUCUCCUCAGAGGACCCACCACGUGCCAGAGAACCAGAGCAGAGCGCGGUGGUGAAGCCGGCCAGGGUGUACACAAUCACCAGGGAAGGAGGGAUGACCCUGGGGGGCCGUGGCAGUGAGGAGAGCCUGGAGCUGGAGGUGCUGAAGGGCACCAGGGAGCAGCUUCUGUCCCAGGCCCCUGCCUCUGGCAACCACAACCCGUCCUGCACCACCCAGCCAUCCGCCACAGCCGCCCGUGGUAGCCAUCACCGUAGUAGCCAUCACCGCAGCAACAAUCACCAUGCCCACCCGCAUCACGGAGGCUUGACAUCAUCGUCGCAGCCGCUGCAGAGCUCAGGGAGUGCCAACAACAUCCGGGACUGGGGGAUGAGGAGAGGGGGGUCGCGGGACGACUACACCCCAGACUGCGUGGCCUGCAUUCGGGCUCCGUGUCAGAGCCAGCGCUCCCUGGACAUGGAGACCUCACCGCGAGAUGGAGGAAAGCAUCGCAAGAAACUGGAGAGGAUGUACAGCGAGGACAGAGCGUCUACUGAUGACAGGGAGGACAAUCCUAAUAGCUGGUUCCCCAAAGAGAAUAUGUUCAGCUUUCAGACAGCCACCACCACCAUGCAGGCAAUAUCAAAUUUCCGCAAACACCUUAGGAUGGUGGGCAGCCGCAGGAUGAAGGUCCAGACCUUUGUCGACCGUCGAGCCAAGAGUUUCAGCCGCUCGUGGAGUGACCCCACCCCCGUCAAGCCUGACUCACUCCAGAGACAUGACUCCAGAGACAGUGGCGAGCUUCAGACUUCCUCAGGGACACUAGAUGAAGGGCUGGAUGAGGAUGCUGACUGGGAGGAGGAGAGGGAGAUGGAGAGAGUGGCCUGUGAAGGGGAGGACUUCAUCCCACCCAAAAUCAUGUUGAUAUCCUCCAAGGUCCCAAAGGCAGAAUAUGUUCCCAACAUAAUUCGUAGGGACGACUCCUCCAUCAUCCCCAUUCUCUAUGACCAUGAACAUGCCACGUUUGAUGACAUCCUUGAGGAGAUAGAGAAGAAGCUGACUGCCUACAGAAAAGGCUGUAAAAUCUGGAAUAUGCUCAUUUUCUGUCAGGGAGGUCCAGGACAUCUGUACUUGCUGAAGAAUAAAGUUGCCACCUUUGCCAAGGUGGAGAAGGAGGAAGACAUGAUCCAGUUCUGGCGGCGGCUCAGCAGGCUGAUGAGUAAGCUGAACCCGGAGCCCAACCUCAUACACAUCAUGGGCUGCUAUGUGCUGGGGAGCGCUAAUGGAGAAAAGCUGAUUCAGACUCUGAAGAGGCUGAUGAGACCCUCCUCGGUCGAAUUCAAGUCCCCACUAGAGCUGUCUGCACAGGGCAAAGAGAUGAUCGAGAUGUACUUUGACUUCCGCCUCUUCCGCCUGUGGAAAAGCCGUCAGCACUCGAAGCUUCUGGACUACGACGACCUCUUGUGACUUGGCCCACCUUCUGUUGGCUUGUCGGCCAGUUAUCUCAUGUCUGAGCCUACUGUACGGUGAUAGGGCGUUUGGUUGAAGGGCCACCAAGAGGCUCCUAGACCAGCUCUGUGGCAGAGCUGAAGCAGCAGCGCAGUUGGGUCUUUUUAUAUCCUUCUGAAGCGACAGGGUGGCACAGUAGAUUCAGCCAGUGGUGUACUUUUUCUCCCUUAUCCAUUUUCACUUUCUGCCAAUCUCUCUGAGAAAAGAGAAAGAGAGGGACAUGAAAAAGGAGGAGAAGUGAGGAACUCAUCAUCCUAGCCUAAAUGUGUCAGAAGACGCUAACUAGAGUUAGAUUUCUGAGUACAGUACAGUAAAAGAGUGACAGCAAAGAACAGAAACAACUCGUGCUUUCUGAUUUUGGAGGGAGACAAAUUUUUCUUUUUUCUUGCCUUUAGCCAACCUAUCUGCUCUUUUAAGAUGGAGGCUUUUAAAGAUGGAAGUAUUUUCUUUGUCAGGUCUGGAAGUUAUUCCCAACGGGAUUAGAGCAUUAUGUAAAUAAACAAGUGCUUACUGGAGCAUUAGAGAAUAGAAUUACAGCAUCUCUCUCCAUGCUAUCAUGUGAAAAUCUAGACAUUUAAUUAGUCUUAUUUAAAAUUAGAGUUGUCUAUUUAACACAGCUUUUUUAAAACUUCAAAUAAAUGUAUUAGUAUUUCGUAUUUUGUAUUUACUCAGGUUAAAUCCCUUGUUUGAUACUAAGAAUUGUACUCAACAUACUGUAGAUGAGAAUCUAAGGCCUUCAUACUCCUCACACAGUCAUCUUCUGUGGAACGUUAUGACCAUCAGGGAACGUGUGUGUGAACGGCGGAGGUUUUCUACAUUUUCAUAGUCUUUCAAGUCAACUGUAGCGGAACAGACAGAUGUCUCCAUGCAUGUUUUAUAGCAUUACACUUGACCCUGCUGAGCCAACACUAGCUAUUCUUUCUUGAGCUGUUGGUUCGCAUGAGCUGAUCCUCUUUAGUGUGUUUGUAUUGCAUUUGUGUCCAUAACUUACUUGCAUUUUGUCACUCUGUAAAGAGGUUGCAGGUGGAGACUAUGACACUAGACUCUUUGCCCCUCGGCAGUGUCUUUAUAAGAAGUAGACAAAAAUACAUACUGAUAACAUGCUUACUGUAUAUACAAUUUAUUUCAACAUUUAAUUUACUCACAUUUUUUUAAGUAAAUUAGAAUUUCUUAUUUAAGAUUUAACUUGAAUCACUCAAAGUAGCAAUGGAGUGGUAGAGGUGAUUUAGAGUCAUUUUUGUUUCUCCUCACCACUAAAUUGUUGUUGAUUGAACAUAAUGUUAUGUUUUGUAAUAUACAGGCCUUGCCAUAUCCAUUUCUGGUAUUGAUAUCCAUUUUAAAACAUCAGGAACUUUUCACUAGAGUUGAAAUGAAAUGUAUUUUUUAAGGCACACUACAGUGAAAAUAAAUCAUCAAAAUCUGUUCAGAGGCCAAGAUUCCCUGGCUUUUAAUUCCUACUAUGGACAUUUCUAUAAAGCAACUGGAUAACAUCUAUUUAUUCCUCUCCCUGCCUGGUACAACUUUUGUGACACAUGCUUUUUGUUAAAAACGCUGAAGCCUGAGCUGAGAAACCCUGAUGACAUCAUCUUGAUCAUCAGUUUUACACUCUGUCCUCCAUUAUAUCAGACUUGGACUAGUGUAACCCAUUUUACAACAAAGACCAGUAUUGAUGCUGCAUUUUUAGCCUAAUCUGUAUUUAUUAAAAAUUAGUUCUAUUUUUUUUAAAGGAAGGGCUUAGAAAGAAAUACUCAAUAAAAGGUAAAUAAGUAACUGCUGCAUUACAUACCUAAUUACUUCAAACUAACUGUAAAAGUUUUGGGGGAGAGUGGCGUUUUAAAGCUUAUUUCAAAUUAGGAACAGUCUAAUUAUUGGUAUCUGUAGUGUCAGAUAGGAUGAGAGACAUUUACACUGCUCCAUCUUAAGCUUGUGCUGAGGUGGCCAGUGUGUGUGGUUCCUGAACUUAUAUCUUUCUGCAGAUUGAAUGUCCUCACAAAAAUAGGACAGAUUGAGGAGAAUCGACCAAAAGUGGAGACUUGGCUUUAGCACAUUUUUUAAUAGAAGUUAAGGAAUUAUUCGGGGGAGAGAUUUAAAGUAUAUUAACACAAUAUGUGUCAUUCACCACGUAUGCUUCGUGACUAUCAAGUUUCCUUGCACAUGUAAAGUGUGUGUUGUGACCAUGGCUGACUGAGUCCUUUCAAUGCUUUUAUGUGUACAUACAUGUUUUGUGUUGUUAUUGCUUCCUGCAUGCAAGUCAACUGAGCUGGAAGAAGUGUACAUUGCACUUGAGUGUUUUGAGUAGCUCUCAGCUAGCAGGAACAGGAUGGGGAGUUGAGAUGCCAAUACUAUUCAUCUCAAGUACCCAUGGACAUAGGGGCUCUAUAAAGAUUUGGUCCAAAAUGGGACAUUUAGCCAUUUGAAAUAUCUCCUUAUUGCCAAUGAGGAUGUAAAACGUGCUAUUAUAUAUUAAGGAAGCUAGUAACUGUCGAGCACUGUUCAGAGUACACACAAUGGUGUAACUGCUUUAUAGAGAUCGCUGCUUUGGAAAAGUGUCAAAUGAGAGGUGAAACUGUUUUAUCCAAAAUGGCUGAAUAGCUUUUUGAAAUGAAGCCCUUUAAGCAGAUGAAGGGCAAAUGAGCUAUUUUUUGAUUUGCAUCAGCAACAUUGAUACUGCCCUUUGCAUCAUCUGGCUCCUAUUAUGGGGAACCAGUGGGCUAAUAUUUUUUUUUUCUAUAUUUAAAUGAUUAAUGUAUUACUGUAAAUUAUGAUUCAUGUGUGUCCUAGUGUUGCAUAAAAUACUUAAUGCUACAUUCAUGCUGCUAUGAACUUAUCAUUAUGCCACAAAGUAGCACAUGUCACUCAAAGUAGUAGUAGUUGUGAAAAUUUAGUAUAAUUACUUACUUAUCAACUAAGACCAUAGUGGUUUACGAUGGUCAUCAAUGAUACUGCUGCCAUGGGUUCAAUUAGUUAACAACAUGCUAACUGACCCCUAUAGCAGCACAGGUUUUAGCGCUUUAAAAAUAGCCCUCUCCUCCUGGUUUGUGAGAUAAAGUAAACAUAUAUAUUUAUAAGUAUAAUUCAGUAUUUCACCCAGCAUUUAUUUCUUUUAUUUUUUUCUGUGCAGGCAAUGCAGUUGGCUAUUAUUUAGACUCAGCCAUUAUUUGAAUACUGGCUUUCAUUUGAAACAUCACGUUAUUUUAUAUUAAUUUCACACCAUUUCGUAUGGCCAGCUGGUGCUGCCAUCCUUGUCAGUCUUGCUUGUUGACAGUUGUUAAACCAACUUCAAAAUGAAUGUAAAGUCCAUUCAUGUAACCACAGAACACUUCGACACUUCAUUUUCCUUUGCAUUGCAGUCAAAAGGCUUACAUGUCUCAAACAUUAUGUCCUGACUGCUUUGGAUUUCUCAUGUGAGAGUGAACCUUAUGGCCUUUGCUGUGUGCUCAGAUAUCUCUUUGCUUAAAUGUAGGAUCUGACCUUUGUAAUUGUCGUACAUUUUUGAUUUUGCUUCAUGAUGAAAUGUAUUUCUGUAUGUGUAUGUUUCAACAUCUCCUACUCUCCAAAUACUUCUCCUGUAGCAAUAUACUGUGUAGGAAUAUUUCUGUAUGGUUAUUUAAAUUUGUAUAAUAUACAAGAUAGGGGACAUUGUUCAAAGUAUUGUAUUAGUUUGUAAUACCUAUGGAUUUACAGUAGUACUGUGGAUGAUGGACAGAAACAAAUUGAUAUAUGUGUAGAAGACUGAUCCUUUAUACUACUACUACUUUCUACUGGAGUACAGUCUAACACUAAUCAUGCUCAUAGAAGAUUCCUCUGCUUUCUCCUCUGCUGUGAGUUUAAAUAAACACCAAAUCCCAGAGCCUAAUUACUAAUUACCUAGUAUGCUCAAACACAAAGCGCCACUAGUAACAUGAAGAAAGAGCUCAAGCAGUGUAAACUGUAUGACAGCAACUCAUAAGCUGUACAUUUGCACUGGCUGAAGUAGUAAAGCAGAUAACUUGAUGCAAAAGAAGACAAAAUUAGCUGAUAGUUCCUGUUUGCUUUUGAGGAGCUCAUUCUGAAAUGCAGGUUGGUGCUUUAUGAUGUCCUGCUAGGGAAAACAUAACUUAGUCUUUUAUCACCUCAGCCAGUACCUUUUAUGGUUCUAUUUUCACAUUGAUGUAAAGUGCACAAUGUUCUUUAUGCUCCCUAACUCAACCAAACCCAAGGCACACCUCUCAUACAUACAUACAUGAUUUAGGUGUAUUUACACCUGACACUUCAGCAACAUACAGUGUCCUGGAUAUGGUACUGCUUGAGCUGGAAUUCCUUUUUUUAUAUCAGUUUUAAAUGUGGAUGGUCUAAUUAUAUUAUAUAUAUAUAUCACCUCAUUAGUUAUGGGUAAAAUGUUAGCACAUACAUUUUAUACAUCUAGCACACACAGAGCAACAUUAGCACUAAUUUGUUUUUGACAACCUUGUUUUUGCUCUGUUUUGGUCGUCACCAACUCCUGAGGAAAAUAUCUGACUCUAGCGACUUUUUAAUGUGGAGCAUCUAGCUUGCUGGGCAUAUAUGGGUUAAUCAGAGCUUUUUUGAGCUGGUAGCUUUGUCCAGGAACUGGGCUGAUUAGAGUGGAAUCUGGGGGUAGCUAAACCAAAACAGCUAAAAGAGGCUCAAAACCUCCACAUAGCUGAGAGGAAUCACAGCUGGGAGAUACUUCUUUCUGGGUUUGUAACUAUGAGAAACCUCCUUCACAACACACAAUGUGAUUUGAUCCAUUGUUGAUAUGAAAAAUACGGAUUUUUGCAGCUUUAAGCUCAAAACAGAUCACUACUGAACAUACAGUAUCAGCAUUGGAGAAAGCAGACCUCACCUAACAAUGUUUUUCGUAACAUUAAAAGGAGUUGAGCAGGGAUAACUUCAGAGUCACAAAAGGACAGUCUUGGCAAUCUAUUUUUGGGUGCUGGCAUCUUUGAGACAGCAGUCAAACCUCAGAAAGCAGAAGUUUGGACUUUCGUAUCAGGACAAAUCCAUUACACUGGAGUUGACCAACAAACAGUUUGUGCUGGCUCACUCGAUCAGCCAUUUCCAUUUCCUGAGAGCAUAAUUACACAAAUCAAGAGACUGAUCUUCGAACAUCCCAGUCCUUGUUAUUUUCCAAAUGAAACUGCGUGUCACCAUUGAGAAGACAUAUCCACUCAGUUCAAAUUAGCAUUGUUGUGACCUCCCCGCUGCUCUUGCUGGUUACCAUGAAGAUUGCCAGGGCUCAGUAGGGAGUGUGAUUGAGGAUGAUGGAUUGAUGCUGCUUUGAUUGCCCUGACACCUCCAGUCGGGCUGUGAUUGUAUUUUGGGAAGAAUAGAAAAUAAUGUGUUUAUGUAACGUCUGUUUCACUUUGCAUCAACUUCUAAGUGAUAUAACUGAGCAUUACAUUUAGGAAUAGCUUUCUUAGACUAACAUGCAGUAGAGACUGUAGGAGUGAUGUUACAAUAUGGUUUAAAAACAGGUUUAUCAUCCGUAUGUCUUGAUGAAGAAAUGUUUAUUAUGAAAGGUAUAAUAUAUUAGCAUUACUGUAUCUGAUGAUUUUGAUACUAGUAAAAGUUAAUAUAUCUGGGUAGUUUCCCUGAGCUUUUGGAUUCUUCCUUAGAAUAAACAUUAGAGAUGGAACUUUAAUCCAAGAUGGCAACUUAUUGUAUCUGAACUACUAGCAAAGAAAUGUUGUUGCAUUGCACAAUGUUGGUAAUAACCUGUGAGAAAAAAAAAGUUUUUCCCCCAGUAAACCUUAGUUCUACACA
Molecule: messenger RNA, 7865 nt
Organism: Micropterus salmoides (largemouth bass)
Lineage: Eukaryota; Metazoa; Chordata; Actinopteri; Centrarchiformes; Centrarchidae
Gene: nsmfb
Product: NMDA receptor synaptonuclear signaling and neuronal migration factor b
Exons: 15
Coding region: 255-2060 (601 amino acids)
Biological process (GO): positive regulation of neuron migration; regulation of neuronal synaptic plasticity
Cellular component (GO): cytoplasm; nucleus
Source: RefSeq, a predicted model, not a curated record